AGGAUUUUGGCCCAUCUGCCCAAACGGUGUCGAACUGAGUUCUCGCCCCCGAGGAGCGAGUAGGCCCGGGAGCAGGCGGCUGUCCCGAGGACGCUCUUGCGGAUGGUCGCCGCAGGAAUGCUGCACACCGUCCUGCUCCAGAGCGACGGCACGGCGGUGGCCUGCGGUGGCAACGGUGAGGGCCAGUGCGACCUCCCUGCGGUGGUGGCGGGCCUGAACUGCACGCAGGUCGCUGCUGGGGGAGAGCACACGGUGCUGCUCAGGAGCGAUGGCUCGGCCGUGGCUUGCGGCAGGGGUGCUGACGGCCGAUGCACCAUCCCAGCGCUGGUCGCGGAUCUGACGUAUACGCAGGUGGCCGCAGGAGGGGCGCACACCGCUCUGCUCCGGAGCGAUGGAACGGCCGCAGCAUGCGGCCGGAAUGCAGAGGGCCAGUGCGACAUUCCAGCAUUUGUCGCCGGACGGAAGUACACGCAAGCCGCCGCAGGAUCACUGCAUACAGCUCUGCUCAGGCGUGAUGGCACAGCCGUGGCCUGCGGACAGAAUGCUGACGGCCAGUGCGACCUUCCAGCGUUGGCCGCUGAUCUGAGGUAUGCGCAGGUGGCCGCUGGAGGUAGGCAUACAGUUCUGCUAUUGAGCGACGGGACGGCGGUUGCCUGCGGCAAGAAUGCUGACCACCAGUGCCAACUUCCAGCGUUGAUCGCAGGCCUGACGUACACGCAAGUAGCAGCUGGAGUGUGGCACACCGUUUUGCUCAGGAGCGACGGCACUGCCGUGGCCUGUGGCAGGAAUGUUAGGGGCCAGUGCGACCUCCCGGCACUUGUUGCAGGCCUUACGUACACGCGAAUCGCCGCUGGAGGUAGGCAUACAGUCUUGCUCAGGAGCGAUGGCACGGCAGUAGCCUGCGGCCUGAACGGUCAGGGUCGGUGUGCCCUCCCGUCGCUGGUCGCGGGCCUCACAUAUGUAGCUCACUUGUUGCCAACGUUGCUUCUGCAAGCCCUGCUCGAUGGCGAUUCGAUAAGUUUCGUGACCUUCGGCGGGGUGGAGCUUUGCCGAGCUGGUGGCGGACCCACCACUCGCCUGGCAGUUAUCUAUGAUCAGUUGUUGGGCCUCCACCGCGCGGGCAGGUUUGGCUCUGGGCUUGCACGAGUGGACGCUGUCCUGCCUGGGGGCCGGCUGCUCAGCGGUGUCUCGGCCGAGGACACGGUCGUGAAUUGAGCCGCUGCCCUCUCUCUCCGUGUCGUCCCCGUCCCUCCCAAAUUGGACACUUCCCCCCCCCCGCUCCGCUGUCCGCCUCCGUCGACCGCCGCACGCCGCUGGCGGCCUGCCUGGUUGUCUCCUGCUCGCCCGUCGUGCCCGCCUCCUCGCCGCCCCUCCGCACGAUGCCCUGGCUGGCGGCCCCUCACGGGAGGCCGCCAGCGGGCGCGUCUCGGGGGUAUCCGCGGCCGCCAGCUCGAACUCGAGCCCGAGGGGGAGGGGA
Molecule: messenger RNA, 1477 nt
Organism: Prorocentrum cordatum
Lineage: Eukaryota; Dinophyceae; Prorocentrales; Prorocentraceae
Source: the annotation of a GenBank genome assembly